Messenger RNA from Balaenoptera acutorostrata (minke whale), 5805 nucleotides. It is a transcript of the gene NUP188, whose product is annotated as nucleoporin 188. Gene Ontology annotation, molecular function: structural constituent of nuclear pore. Gene Ontology annotation, biological process: protein import into nucleus; RNA export from nucleus. The coding region runs from base 44 to 5350 and encodes 1768 amino acids. Gene Ontology annotation, cellular component: nuclear pore inner ring. The record is from RefSeq and is a predicted model, not a curated record. Lineage: Eukaryota; Metazoa; Chordata; Mammalia; Artiodactyla; Balaenopteridae. The transcript is spliced from 45 exons.
GGCGUGGCGUCUGGGGGCGGGCCUGGGGCGCGCGCGCGCGAAGAUGGCGGCGGCCGCCGGCGGUCCGUGUGUGAGGAGUAGUAGAGAACUGUGGACAAUUUUGCUUGGAAGGUCAGCUCUGAGAGAACUGAAUCAGAUUGAGGCAGAGCUGAAUAAACAUUGGCAGCGGCUGUUAGAAGGGCUUUCUUACUAUAAACCUCCCAGUCCAAAUUCAGCUGAAAAAGUGAAAGCUAAUAAAGAUGUAGCUUCACCACUGAAGGAACUGGGUUUAAGAAUCAGCAAGUUUUUGGGUCUUGAUGAAGAACAGAGUGUGCAGUUACUCCAGUGUUACCUUCAAGAGGAUUACAGAGGUACUCGGGACUCACUAAAGACGGUACUGCAAGAUGAGAGGCAGAGCCAGGCCUUAAUCCUGAAGAUUGCAGAUUAUUACUAUGAAGAAAGAACCUGUAUUCUUCGUUGUGUCUUACACCUUCUCACUUAUUUCCAAGAUGAAAGACAUCCCUAUAGGGUUGAAUAUGCAGACUGUGUUGAUAAAUUGGAAAAGGAACUAGUUACAAAAUAUAGACAGCAAUUUGAAGAGCUUUAUAAAACUGAAGCACCAACAUGGGAGACACAUGGAAACCUCAUGACUGAGCGCCAGGUGUCUCGCUGGUUUGUUCAGUGCCUUCGGGAGCAAUCCAUGCUGCUAGAAAUUAUUUUCCUUUAUUAUGCAUACUUUGAGAUGGCACCUACGGACCUAUUGGUAUUAACCAAGAUGUUUAAAGAGCAAGGAUUUGGUAGUAGGCAGACUAACAGGCACCUGGUAGAUGAGACCAUGGAUCCUUUUGUGGAUCGGAUUGGCUACUUUAGUGCCCUUAUCCUGGUGGAAGGCAUGGAUAUUGAAUCCUUGCAUAAGUGUGCUUUGGAUGACAGAAGAGAACUGCACCAGUUUGCCCAGGACGGGCUUAUUUGUCAGGAUAUGGACCGUUUGAUGUUGACCUUCGGGGACAUUCCACAUCACACCCCAGUGCUUUUGGCUUGGGCUCUCCUCCGUCACACCCUGAAUCCAGAAGAGACAAGCAGUGUUGUCCGGAAGAUAGGUGGCACAGCCAUCCAGCUGAAUGUAUUUCAGUAUUUGACCCGACUACUCCGCUCACUGGCCAGUGGGGGAAAUGAUUGUACCACUAGCACCGCGUGCAUGUGUGUCUAUGGACUCCUUUCUUUUGUUCUGACCUCGCUGGAGCUGCACACACUGGGCAAUCAGCAGGAUGUAAUCGACACAGCCUGUGAAGUCCUGGCAGACCCUUCUCUUCCAGAACUGUUCUGGGGAACAGAGCCAACCUCUGGUCUUGGGAUCAUUCUGGACAGUGUAUGUGGAAUGUUUCCCCAUCUCCUCUCCCCACUCCUGCAAUUGCUACAAGCCCUCGUAUCAGGGAAGUCUACUGCCAAGAAGGUGUAUAGUUUCUUGGAUAAGAUGUCUUUCUACAAUGAACUUUAUAAGCACAAGCCCCAUGAUGUGAUCUCCCAUGAAGAUGGAACUCUCUGGCGGAGGCAAACACCCAAACUUCUUUACCCUCUUGGGGGUCAGACCAACCUUCGCAUACCUCAAGGCACUGUGGGCCAAGUAAUGUUGGACGAUAGGGCCUACCUGGUACGCUGGGAAUACUCUUAUAGCAGCUGGACCCUCUUCACCUGUGAGAUUGAAAUGCUGCUUCAUGUUGUUUCCACUGCAGAUGUGAUUCAGCACUGCCAGCGGGUCAGACCCAUCAUUGAUCUGGUCCAUAAGGUCAUCAGUACAGACCUGUCGAUAGCAGACUGUCUCCUGCCCAUCACGUCCCGCAUCUACAUGCUGCUGCAGCGGUUAACGACCGUGAUCUCCCGGCCUGUGGAUGUCAUUGCUUCUUGUGUCAAUUGCUUGACCGUUCUGGCUGCCCGGAACCCAGCAAAGGUCUGGACUGAUCUUCGUCACACAGGCUUUUUACCUUUCGUGGCCCACCAGGUUUCCAACAUGAGUCAGAUGAUUAGGCCAGCACUGAUGGUUCACAGUCUUCAAAGCCUGAGAGAGAGAGACAGAGAGAGAAAGAGUGCCGAGGGGAUGAAUGCUGGAGGGUAUGGAAACCUCUUGAUGAAUAGUGAACAGCCCCAGGGCGAGUAUGGAGUCACUGUUGCCUUUCUGCGCUUGAUCACCACUCUUGUCAAGGGGCAGCUUGGUAGUACCCAGAGCCAAGGGCUGGUGCCCUGUGUCAUGUUUGUGCUGAAGGAGAUGCUGCCGAGUUACCACAAGUGGCGGUACAACUCCCAUGGAGUGAGAGAACAGAUUGGUUGCCUGAUCCUGGAGCUGAUUCAUGCAAUACUGAACCUGUGUCAUGAAACAGACCUGCACAGCAGUCAUACCCCGAGUCUGCAGUCUCUCUGCAUCUGCAGCCUGGCCUAUACAGAAGCAGGACAGACUGUGAUCAAUAUCAUGGGCAUCGGCGUGGACACCAUCGACAUGGUGAUGGCUGCUCAGCCCCGCAGUGAUGGGGCAGAGGGCCAAGGGCAGGGCCAGCUGCUGAUCAAGACGGUGAAACUGGCAUUCUCUGUCACCAACAAUGUUAUUCGGCUGAAACCUCCUUCUAAUGUGGUGUCCCCCCUGGAACAGGCUCUCACACAACAUGGUGCCCAUGGGAACAACCUUAUUGCUGUUCUUGCCAAAUACAUCUACCACAAACACGACCCUGCUUUGCCACGUCUUGCCAUCCAGCUACUGAAACGUCUGGCCACGGUGGCCCCAAUGUCAGUAUACGCCUGCCUGGGCAAUGAUGCGGCUGCCAUCCGUGAUGCCUUCCUGACCCGACUGCAGAGCAAGAUUGAGGACAUGCGCAUCAAAGUCAUGAUUCUGGAAUUCCUCACAGUUGCCGUAGAGACGCAGCCAGGCCUCAUUGAACUGUUUCUGAAUCUGGAGGUGAAGGAUGGCAGUGAUGGCUCCAAGGAAUUCAGCCUUGGGGUGUGGAGCUGUCUCCAUGUGGUGCUGGAGCUGAUUGAUUCCCAGCAGCAGGAUCGCUACUGGUGCCCACCACUGCUGCACCGUGCAGCCAUUGCCUUUCUGCAUGCCCUGUGGCAGGACCGUCGGGACAGUGCCAUGCUGGUCCUCAGAACCAAACCCAAGUUCUGGGAGAAUUUAACCAGUCCACUAUUUGGAACCCUUUCUCCUCCCUCAGAAACAUCCGAGCCCAGCAUCCUGGAAACCUGUGCCCUAAUCAUGAAGAUAAUUUGCUUGGAGAUAUACUAUGUAGUUAAGGGCUCAUUAGACCAAUCUUUAAAAGAUACACUCGAGAAAUUUUCCAGUGAGAAACGCUUUGCCUACUGGUCAGGGUAUGUCAAGUCCUUGGCAGUUCACACGGCUGACACAGAGGGCAGCAGCUGCACCUCCCUGGUAGAGUAUCAGAUGCUGGUCUCCGCCUGGAGGAUGUUUCUCAUCAUCGCCACCAGUCACGCGGAGAUAAUGCACCUGACCGACUCUGCAGUGCGUCGCCAGCUCUUUCUUGACGUGCUCGAUGGGACCAAGGCGUUACUCCUAGUCCCCGCCUCCGUGAACUGCCUCCGCCUGGGCUCCAUGAUGUGCACGCUGCUGCUUAUUCUUCUCCGGCAGUGGAAGAGUGAGUUAGGUUCUGUGGAUGAAAUCCUCAGACCCUUGACGGAGAUCCUGGAGGGAGUGUUGCAGGCAGACCAGCAACUCAUGGAGAAGACCAAGGCCAAGGUGUUCUCAGCGUUUAUCACGGUGCUGCAGAUGAAGGAGAUGAGAGUGAGUGACAUCCCCCAGUACUCCCAGCUGGUGCUGAACGUCUGUGAGACCCUCCAAGAAGAGGUGAUUGCACUCUUCGACCAGACCCGCCACAGUCUGGCAUCAGGCAGUGCCACAGAGGACAAGGACAGCAUGGAAACUGACGACUGCUCCCGGCCCCGGCACAAGGACCAGCGGGAUGGGGUGUGUGUCCUGGGCCUGCAUCUGGCCAAGGAGCUGUGUGAGGUGGACGAGGAUGGCGACUCGUGGCUGCAGGUGACCCGCAGGCUCCCCCUCCUGCCGACCCUCUUCACCACCCUGGAGGUGAGCCUUCGCGUGAAGCAGAACCUGCAUUUCACCGAGGCCGCGCUGCACCUGCUCCUCACCCUGGCUCGCACCCAGCAGGGGGCCACAGCAGUGGCUGGAGCCGGCAUCACCCAGAGCAUUUGUUUGCCCCUCCUGAGUGUGUACCAGCUCAGCACCAAUGGGACAGUGCAGACGCCCGGCACCUCUCGGAAGUCCCUGGAUGCCCCGUCUUGGCCGGGUGUCUACCGCCUGUCCAUGUCCCUGAUGGAGCGGCUCCUCAAAACCCUUCGCUACAACUUCCUGACCGAGGCCCUGGACUUCGUGGGGGUUCACCAGGAGCGGGCCUUACAGUGCCUCAAUGCGGUGAGGACGGUGCAGAGUCUGGCGUGCCUGGAGGAGGCGGACCACACCGUGGGCUUCCUCCUGCAGCUCUCCAGCUUCAGGAAGGAGUGGCACUUCCACCUGCCUCAGCUUAUGCGGGACGUCCAGGUAAACCUGGGCUACCUGUGCCAGGCCUGUACCUCCCUCCUGCACAGCCGCAAGAUGCUGCAGCACUACCUGCAGAACAAAAACGGGGAGGGCAUCCCCUCGGCUGUCGCCCCCCGAGCUCAGCGGCCACCCACAGCUGCCCCCUCCUGCUCCUCCUCCAAGCAGCCCACUCCUGACACAGAGGCCUCGGAGCAGCGGGCCUUGCACACCGUCCAGUACGGGCUCCUCAAGAUCCUCAGCAGGACCCUGGCGGCCCUGCGCCACUUCACCCCCGACGUGUGCCAGAUCCUGCUGGAUCAGUCCCUGGACCUCGCUGAAUACGACUUCCUGUUUGCCCUGAGCUUCACCACUCCCACCUUUGACUCUGAAGUGGCCCCCUCUUUUGGGACCCUUCUGGCCACAGUGAACGUGGCCCUAAACAUGCUUGGAGAGCUGGACAAGAAAAAGGAGCCUCUUACCCAGGCAGUGGGGCUCAGCACACAAGCGGAAGGGACCAGAACACUGAAGUCCCUCCUGAUGUUUACCAUGGAGAACUGCUUCUACCUGCUCAUCUCCCAGGCAACGCGUUACCUUAGGGACCCGGCUGUGCACCCCCGGGACAAGCAGCGGAUGAAGCAGGAGCUCAGCUCAGAGUUGAGCACUCUGCUCUCCAGCCUCUCACGCUACUUCCGCCGGGGAGCCCCCAGCUCCCCUGCUGCUGGCAUCCUUCCCUCGCCUCAGGGCAAGGCCACCUCCCUCUCCAAGGUCAGCCCUGAGAGUCAGGAGCCUCUGAUCCAGCUCGUGCAGGCCUUUGUCCGACACGUGCAGAGAUAGGGCGUCGGCCCGCCGCCCGCCUUCCACCCUCCACCAGCCUGCAUGGCAGCCCUGGGCAGCAGGGGUGCUGCUGGCCUGAGGGGCCUGUCUGGGGCUGAGAGCAGCUCCUGUCACCCUCCCCAGAGUAGCCAUGACUCCAGCCACCGGCCACCAGUCCCCAGCGUUAUUUUUGUAAUAGAUCAAGAGGUCAACAGCGGGGAGCCACGAGUCUGCUGCGCUCAGUCUCACGUUCAGAAUGCCCAUUUAGAAUGCCCCCAAGAGGUGUAUUCCUUUCCUCCAAGCAUUCCCCACAGCACUUGACCCUGGCCCAGGGGAGAGAUGGGGGAGCCAGUGUCACGUGCAGCCAGGAGAGGCUGUACGCACGGGUUUGAGAAUCUUUUCCACGCUCUGUUCUUGCAGUUUUGGGUAAUAUUGUGGUCUAUUUAUACAAAUAUUAAAAUACUGUUUAUAUACAA